AUGGUGCGCAACUCCAAGUGGCAGUACUCCGUCGAGGGCGGCGAGCCCAAUAAAGGUUGCGCCAGCAAGACCGCGCCUCUCGAUCCUCACACGCCAUCGACCAUCCCACGACGACCCACGAUCAACUCGCGAGAUGUCAGUCAUACAUCUGCGAUUCCUACAAGAGGCAUGCCAAAGACACCGUCGAGUUCGGAGGAAAAGAUGUUGGGAGGAUUCCUUAUACGACGGGGAGAUCAUGAAGCGAGUAUCCAGCGCUGUACUUCCAAGGCACGGAGUCACGGAUAAUCUGCUUCAUGAUCCGCUUCCUGAACUGACCGUUGUACAGAAAGACCGAUUUCAGCAGGCGAAAAGCCAGGUCCAGGCCCAGGCAUUUGGUGAUAAUCGACGCGGUGACCCUGACCCGAAUGAGCUACGGGAGGAUCGAGCUCUCAACAUUUCCGCGGACCUGGAUACUGCGGUCGAGAAGCUCAGAGAAGUGGUCAAGAGCAAGACAAAGUUACAUCUGAGCUGCGGCAGAGGUCCUUCGAAGGCGCUCGCCGAUUGCAAAGAAGAGGCGCGCAGUCGCUCCAUGCGUGCAGACUCUGCAGAGACUCGCAGUGGUCGUAGCCUUGGCUUCAGCAUCGGUCCAGACGGCUGCGAUAUCGAUGUCUCUAUUCCAAACUGGCUUGCGGGAGCCGUUCUGCUCGCCAUCAUUUUUCACUACCGCGAUGGUGCCGGUUCGUCUCUUCUGGCUCGCGCUGUGAAAACUGCGCUGUCUGUCUACUUUAUGAGAGCUCUCUUGCCCACCUGGCUGCUGGUUUGUAUCUGCGCUUCGUGGCUGCUUUGGUUCUAG
Lecanosticta acicola is the source of this 832-nucleotide messenger RNA. The record is from the annotation of a GenBank genome assembly. NCBI's taxonomy places the organism in Eukaryota, Fungi, Ascomycota, Dothideomycetes, Mycosphaerellales, Mycosphaerellaceae.